UUAACCGCUCGAGCUUGCGGCUGCUUCCAAAGAGAACUGCGAAGAUGGCGGCGCUUCGGGUCGUGGCGCUCUCCGGGAAUGGGAGAGCUCUCCUCACCGCUGGAAACACGCUCAAGACGUCCAAGGCCAACAUGUCGAUCUCCAGCCUGACGGGGAAGAAAAAAGUAGCACUAACCACCCUGGGCGUGGUCACAGCUGGCGGCGCCGGGCUCGCUCUGAUGCUCCAUCAGUCUGUGAAAGCCUCUGAGUUGGAGCUGCAUCCUCCCAACUACCCCUGGAGCCACUCGGGGCCUCUGUCCUCUCUGGACCACUCCAGUAUUCGCCGUGGUUACCAGGUGUAUAAGCAGGUGUGUUCCGCCUGCCACAGUAUGGAGUACCUGGCCUUUAGAAACCUGGUUGGCGUUUCGCACACGGAGGACGAGGUUAAGGCCAUCGCUGAGGAGGUUGAGGUAGUCGACGGUCCUGAUGAGAACGGCGAGAUGUUCACCAGACCAGGAAAGCUUUCAGACUACUUCCCAAAGCCGUACCCCAACCCUGAAGCCGCCCGCGCCGCCAACAACGGCGCUCUACCGCCUGACCUCAGCUACAUCGUCAACGCCAGACAUGGAGGUGAGGACUACAUCUUCAGCCUGUUGACGGGUUACUGCGACCCCCCUGCUGGAGUCUCAGUGAGAGAAGGACUCUAUUACAACCCCUACUUCCCCGGUCAGGCUAUCGGCAUGGCUCCGCCCAUUUACAACGAGGUCCUGGAGUAUGAAGACGGAACUCCGGCCACCAUGAGUCAGGUGGCUAAAGAUGUUUGCACCUUCCUGAGGUGGGCCGCCGAGCCGGAGCACGACCAACGUAAACGGAUGGGACUGAAGCUGCUGAUGGGCGCCGCCAUCCUCGUCCCUCUGCUCUACUACAUGAAGCGACACAGAUGGUCGGUGCUGAAGAGCAGGAAGAUCGCCUACAGGCCUCCCAAGUAAAGGAAAACAAACAUUGCCCCAACCUAGGCCUGAAGAAGAGAGGGGUGCGUUCAAUAACCCCACAGCGAGCGACCCAGGGUCAUCGUAUUAACACAACUGUUAUGAGGGUUGGAGAGCUGAAGGUUUAUGUAUAAUGUUGAUUUUAGUUAUAUAAAAAAAACAGGAAGGUAGAACCAGCUGUGGUAAAACGCAUCCUGGUGGAGGUUUGACAUCUGUGGCGUUCUUGAACGCACCCCUCUCCAUUCAUUUGAUCGAUCUGUGAGACGUGACGUCUCACAUCUUUGCAUCUUGUUGCUUUGUCACAGUAGACUGAUAAGGUUGAUGAUUAGCAAUCUCUGGAUGAAUGAUGCUCCAUGCUGAGGCUCAUGUUUGGGUCGGCCUCUUAACUCUGCAGCGAUUCUGGGUCUGUGUAAAUUUAUAUUUUGCUGUCCUCCUCAGCGAGUGUAACCUAAACUGGUUUUACUGUAUAAAAUAAAUUGUUCUAAA
Molecule: messenger RNA, 1454 nt
Organism: Cyprinodon variegatus (sheepshead minnow)
Lineage: Eukaryota; Metazoa; Chordata; Actinopteri; Cyprinodontiformes; Cyprinodontidae
Gene: cyc1
Product: cytochrome c1, heme protein, mitochondrial
Exons: 7
Coding region: 45-968 (307 amino acids)
Biological process (GO): mitochondrial electron transport, ubiquinol to cytochrome c
Molecular function (GO): electron transfer activity; heme binding
Source: RefSeq, a predicted model, not a curated record